AAAUAAUCCGAAGGAAAAAAUGUUCCGAGGAGUUCUAUGGGCAUUGGUAUAUAAAGGCCCUGACCCCGGGUGCAAAUUUUCCACCAACAACCAUACAACUUUCGGUCACAAGUAACAAAAUGUCUACUGCUUCUGCUCCCAACCUUCUCGUCCUCGUUCGUCACGGUGAAUCCGAAUGGAACAAGUUGAACUUGUUCACUGGCUGGAAGGACCCUGCUUUGUCUGAAACUGGUCAAAAUGAAGCCAAGCUUGGUGGUGAACGUUUGAAGAGCCGUGGUCUCAAGUUCGACGUUGCUUUCACCUCCUCUCUUCAACGUGCUCAAAAGACUUGUGAGAUUGUCCUCAACGAAGUUGGUCAACCCAACUUGGAGACCAUCAAGGACGAAAAGCUUAACGAGCGUUUCUAUGGUGACCUCCAAGGUUUGAACAAGGACGAAGCUCGUCAAAAGUGGGGUGAUGAACAAGUUCUCAUCUGGCGCCGUUCUUACGACGUUGCUCCCCCUAAUGGUGAAUCUUUGAAGAACACCGCUGAGCGUGUCUUGCCCUACUACAAGUCUACUGUUUUGCCCCACAUCCUCAAGGGUGAAAAGGUUUUCGUUGCCGCCCACGGUAACUCUCUCCGUGCUUUGAUCAUGGACUUGGAGGGUCUUAGCGGUGACGAAAUUGUCAAGCGUGAGCUUGCUACUGGUGUUCCCAUUGUUUACCAUUUGGACAAGGAUGGCAAGUACGUCUCCAAGGAAUUGAUUGACAACUAAAUGUCAUCACGUUUUGUUUGUUGAUAGUAAAUGAAUGUAAUAUUUGUGUAUGAGG
Messenger RNA from Schizosaccharomyces cryophilus OY26, 810 nucleotides. Its product is annotated as monomeric 2,3-bisphosphoglycerate (BPG)-dependent phosphoglycerate mutase. The record is from RefSeq and is a predicted model, not a curated record. Lineage: Eukaryota; Fungi; Ascomycota; Schizosaccharomycetes; Schizosaccharomycetales; Schizosaccharomycetaceae. Gene Ontology annotation, molecular function: intramolecular phosphotransferase activity. The transcript has a single exon. Bases 120 to 755 code for a protein of 211 amino acids. Gene Ontology annotation, biological process: glycolytic process.